GUUCCUGGGUGGAGCUUCCCAUGAACAGCAGCAAUGGCAAUGAUAAUGGCAGCGGGAAGAAUGGGGGCCUGGAGCACGUCCCCUCCUCAUCCUCCAUCCACAACGGAGACAUGGAGAAGAUACUUCUGGAUGCACAGCACGAAUCGGGACAGAGCAGUUCGAGAGGCAGUUCUCACUGUGACAGCCCUUCUCCACAAGAAGAUGGGCAGAUCAUGUUCGACGUGGAGAUGCACACCAGCAGGGACCACAGCUCCCAGUCAGAAGAAGAAGCUGUAGAAGGAGAGAAGGAAGUAGAAGCUUUGAAGAAAAGUGCAGACUGGGUGUCGGACUGGGCCAGCAGACCUGAAAACAUUCCGCCCAAGGAGUUCCACUUCAGACACCCGAAGCGCUCUGCGUCUCUGAGCAUGAGGAAAAGUGGAGCCAUGAAGAAAGGAGGCAUUUUCUCGGCAGAGUUCCUGAAAGUGUUCAUCCCGUCGCUCUUCCUGUCCCACGUUUUGGCUCUGGGGCUAGGCAUCUACAUUGGAAAGCGUCUGAGCACACCCUCUGCCAGCACCUACUGAGAAGGGGAGCUGCUGGGAGCACGCGUGGCCUGUGAAGUGCUGUAUUGUCGCGUAGUUUAUCUGAACUUGAGACCAUCGUAAGCAUGACCCAACCUGCCACCCUAUUUUUACAUCUCCAGUUCCAGUAACUCUCAGAUCAGUAUUUUAUUCCAACUCUGUUGAGGCAUUUUACUAACCUUACUCCCUUUCUGGCCUGUAAGACACUUUAGAGUUUCCUGACAGAGUUUCCUGCUGUUUAGAAAUUUGCAAGGGCUUCUUUUCCUCAGGCGCCACCAGCAGAUUAGUUUUGUCAGCGAGGCUGUCACCUCCUGUAGCACGGGUGAGCAGCAGAGCUGUGUCAUCCAUGUAGGAAUUCGGCUCUGGCAGUGCAGCUCCGGCUCUCAGAACAAGAGCAGGUUAGCGUAAGCUCUGUUUUCCAACACAAAGACAAGCUGCUCUGAGCUUGAAUUUAUAGUUAUUGAAAAUAACAUUUAAAAAAAAACAAAAGACAAAAAAUAUCCUGGGCAAUAAAAAGUUAUUUUAAACCAGCUUUGGAGCCACUUUUUUUCCAAGCCUCCUAAUAGCGCCUUUUAAUUUGUAGGAGGCAGGCUGUAUAAACUGUAGGUAGGAAAUAGAAUAAGAACUAAACUACAUCAGCAGAUUUUAAUACUAGUAUAUUGUAAUGCUGUCUUUUCUAUGGUAUAGAAUCUUUAUUUCUGAUAAGGAACGUCUCAGGCCUAGACAUAUGAAAUUGCUUUUCAGAUUUUUGUGCGUGUUGGUAUUUUCAUGUGUUAGCUGCAUGUGAAUUUUUCAUAACUCUUCCAUUUUUUUAAUUUCUUCCUUCCUUUUUUUUUUUUUUUU
Fukomys damarensis (Damara mole-rat) is the source of this 1400-nucleotide messenger RNA. RefSeq names its product BCL2 interacting protein 3 like (gene Bnip3l). The record is from RefSeq and is a predicted model, not a curated record. NCBI's taxonomy places the organism in Eukaryota, Metazoa, Chordata, Mammalia, Rodentia, Bathyergidae. The coding region runs from base 21 to 560 and encodes 179 amino acids. Gene Ontology annotation, biological process: positive regulation of apoptotic process; mitochondrial outer membrane permeabilization; defense response to virus. The transcript has 5 exons. Gene Ontology annotation, cellular component: mitochondrial envelope; mitochondrial outer membrane; nucleus.